CAUUCAGCAAGAGAUGUCGCUCAACCAUGCGUUUCAGUCACUCAAACGAGGACAUCAAGAAUUCAGGUUGCAGCCAAUGUGGGAGCGCCAAAGGCGACCGCUGCUCCAUUCCUCUAGUUCUGCGCUGGGAAACUUGAAUUUUCUGUUGUUCUUCUGCGCUUUUCUUGCAGAGCUUCGAAUAAGCUGUGCAUCUCAGGUUGCAAAUGUAUUCUUUGAAGAUGUUGACACAAAGCCCACUGUGCGUUUGAACCAUUCAGAGCACUUCCGAGAAACACCACAAGGUGAUGAAGUGAGGAGACUAAGCAGUGGUUUGGCAUCUGUCACCAGCAUCUCGUUCACAGACACAGACUCUAGGGCUUUCUACCUUGGUGGGACCGUCUCAUGGGUUGCGCCCGCGGAUCUUACCGGAAUCGUGCAGUACCAUGUUCGGUUGAACUGGGAUCUAUCUGACACAGUGGUCAAGACUCAGCUCUUUGAUGCGACGCUUCCCAUGCCGUGCUUAUGUGUCUUGGACCCGACCACCAGUUGGGUGUUUGGAGCCGUUGAAAAGAGGAGCGCUGAUGGCACCGACCUUGCUACCUAUCCGGCAGACCAAUAUCCUGCGCAAUGGCUAUUUGUUUUGUCUGCGGGCGCUUCUCCAGUUGGCCAAAUGGCAGCUGGUGUUCCAAUACAGACAGUGUCAGAAGCUGCUCACAUGCGACUGAUCGAUCUUCAAAGCACCGAGCUGCCAACUAGCAUCCAGCUCGAGACAUUGAUCUUUACGGAUCAGACAAACCCGGCCAAUACUGGGACGCACGUGGAAGGGAUCUUGGACUGGACUACUACUGGACCUGAUUACCCCAAAGUGUACGAGGACUGGGCACUCGCAGAUGAGUUCGAAGUCUUUUUGGCCGAGGCUGGCAGCCUCAGUGGGACGCUCUCAAGGUCUUUGGGCACUGUGACGAUUGGUACUGCAGCUGGGGUGACCACAUGGCAGUUGACCAUUCCAGAGACAUUGCUCAGCGGUGCCAAUGCCUUGGUGGUCAAGGCAAAAAACUCCGUUGGUCAGGCCCCUCUAAGCGGAGCGCAGAGCGAGGUCUAUUUGCUGCCAACCACUACCUCCACUUCAGUCACCAGCACAACGACGGUCCUGUAUUCCCUGGCGGGCACGUCAGUCACCUUUUCGGAUAGCGACCCCACUCCGGUAGUCAUUUCAGGGUCGAUCGGAUGGCAGACACCUCUGAGCACCGCUGAGAUCACGGCGUACGCAAUCUACAUGUCGUACGACACUGCUGGUAGCCAAAAGCGGCUGAUAACUGAUUCGGUGGUCCCACCAGCGGCCAGCCACUCGAUCUCUGGCUUGACCAGAGAGACGGAUGAUCCUUCUUUCCCGGCCAAUUGGAUUAUUGUCUAUCCAAUGGUCCAGGGUAGUCUAGGACCCGUCAGCGUGGCUGCGUAUGUGGAGCUGUAUGAUGACAGCGGCUCUGCGCCCUCAGCUCCUGCUUUCAGCUCCGUUGACUUUACGGACGAGGAUGCACAAGGGGGAUAUGCAAGUGGAACAGUCAGGUGGGUACUGGACGGCAACGCUGAUCUUGCCUACACAACUGAGUAUGUGGUAUACAUAGCAGCUGAUCAGGCUGGCACCGGUGCAGUGCCGUUUGGAGAUCCUGUACCAGUGGGUACCAAUGAAGUGACGGUCAUAGAUGCAGGUCCUGGCAGCGGUGUCUAUAUCGAUGCCAAUUAUCAUGUCAUGAUUUAUGCCCGCAACUCUCAUGGUAGCGAAGCAGGAUACAUCGGCACACCUGCUGUCACAUCGUUACUAUUCAACGAUGUGGGCUCUUCUACUAGUACCAGCGCCACGGCAACUGAAACUUCAACAAGUACAGUGUCAUCGACAGGAACAUCUCUGACCACAAGUACUUCACUCACGAUAUCAUCAACUUCUGUAACAACCUCAAGCACUACCGUCACCUUGACCAGCAUGACUACAAGCUCCACUACUGAGACUUCACUUACAUCCAACACACUCACAACGCACACUACCACUUCAUCAGUAUCAUCCACUACCACAGCAACCUUUACCACGACUUCCAUUACAACAACCUCUACUUCAAUCACUGGAACUACACUAACAACUACUUCAACGAGUUUGACUGGCACCACCUCAACAAGCAGCUCUGUCACCACAACUUCAUCAAGCACCUCAGAGACUGAAACAUCUACUUCUCACACAACGAGCUCAACUUCUACAAUUUCUACCUCUACGCAGACUACGAAAACUGCAACAACUUCGUCAACAUCAACUUCUUGGACAACAAGUGCAACAUGGACUGGCACUACUUCUACAGCCACAACUUUCACGACCAGCUCUUCAUCAACUACCAGCAGUACAAGUACAAGCACCUCCACCACAAGCACAUCCACUACGAGCAUGACACUUACAAGUACCACUUCAGUGACGAGCAGUACAACUCGCACAGCCACUCCAGAGGAGCUUGCCAUUGCAGCGGCGGCUACUGCUUUGCAGGCUGCGCUCAGCAACAGCGUUGCGCAAGAGGAGGCAGCGAGGCAGGCAGCUCAAGCACUUGGACGCGUCUACACUGUGAUGCUUCCAUACAACGAAAGCCAAACACCUGCGGAACAGGCAGCAGUUGCUGCAGCUGCUGCAGAUGCCUUGGCGGAACAGCAGAGCAUGACCUUGGAGCAACAAGCGGUGGCAGCAGCACAGGCUGCCCUUACUUCAGGAAACAGAAGCGGAAUGACCCAAGAAGAGGUCGCUGCUGCCAUUGUGGCCGCCUCUGCUGCUGCUGUGGCGGAUAGCUCGGGUAGUGCUGCCACGCUGGAGGAUGCAACAACAGCUGGUCUGGCUGCUGCAUAUAUCGGGCAGAUUGCCGGCAUGGACGCAGCAACACAGGCUGUAUUAGCAGGUCAGGCUGCGACCUUGGCAGGUGGUUCCUCUUCUGGAGGUGGACAGACUGCAGGCAUCCGAGCAAGCGGUGCGGCUGCGCUGGCGGCAGCGCAAAGAGAGAAUGCCAAUGCGACAGUGGCAGAGCUCGCUGCCCUGGCAGCUCAAGCAGCGGCGGACACCGCCGUGGCUCUGGGCUUGACCCCGAUGCAGGUGGCGGAGGCGGCUGCAAUGGUGGCUGCCGAAACUGCAGCUACUUUGAGUGCCACAGCGGCUGAACAGGCAGCUGCUGCAGCAGCAUCGGCUGCGGCAAUUGGCCUGCAGAGAGGGCUCACACCGGAGGAAAGCUGCUUCGCUGGGGCAAAUGGAGCUGGAGAAACAGCGCAGCGUAUUUCCGCCACCGCCGGCGAUGCUGCGCUGGUUCAGGCAGGGGCCGCGGGAGAAGCUGCAGCUGCUGCUGCGGCCUCCUGUGGACUAAGCCCUGAGCAGCAGGCGAGAGCUGCCGCCGCCGCAGCCCAGGCUGCGGCUCAGGAGGCAUCGCUUUCCGCGACAGACCAGAUAAGCGCCGCUGCCGCUGCUGCUUCAAGUGCUGCAACACUGGCAGGCUUGGAUACGACAACGACAGCAGAGGUGGUUGCUGCAGCCCAUGGUGCAGCUGCUGCCGGCAUCGCGGCUGCUGCGGGUGAAAGCCUUGAUGCACAAGUUGCGGCUGCGGCUCAGGCCGCAUUUGAUGAGGCGAUGGCAUCAGGCCUUUUGGACACAGAGCAAGUGCUUGCGUCGGGCGCUGCAGCUGCUGCUGCGGUAUUUGAAGACCAGGUUCUGAUGUACGACCUCCCUGCAAAUUGCUCAGAUGGCACUGCAUGCACGGGCAACACGUGUUGCUCAUCAGGUGGUACCUGCCCGUCAGCUCAUCCUGCGUUUGAAGAUUGUGGUAAUGACCAUGCUUUAGCGUUGGCACAGCAACAAAUAGAUGCUGCCGCUCAAUGGUCAGGACAACUUGCAGGACAGUCAGGCAUGGCAGCAGACCAACAGUCUGACCUGUCUUCCUUAUCAGCAGGAGAGGCAGCAGCAGAAGCUUCCCGCGAGCGAGGUGACAAUUGUACAGAACAAGCCACCGCAGCGGGGUUGGCUGCUGCACAGAUAGCCGCCAAUGCCAAUGUCACAGCUAUGAGACAAGCAGAAUUGGCUGGAGCAGCUGCUGCUGCUGCAGCUGCAGAGUCCAGUGCCAAGAAUGGCCAGCUUGUGCUUUCGUCCAACUGUUCUUCAACGCAAGGUCAAAUAGAUGCUGCUGCUCGACUGGCUAAGUUGAUUGGGAUUCAAGUUGGCUUGACUGAGCCAGAGAUUCAAGCCGUGGUAAUUCUAGCAAUACGUGAGGCGGAAUGGGAAGCCACACAUCCAAGCAAUAGAACAACCACAGGGACAUCGACAUCGUCGACCUUCACAUCAACAACUACCCUUCCGGUUGUGAUGUGUUUGGAUGAGCCGAACUGCAGCAGCUACAUGCUUCACGGCCAGCGAUGUGUAGCAAACUGCAGUGAUCUCGUUUAUGGCUAUCGGACGUGCAUUGUGACUUCCAGUUCAACCAGGUACAUUGGAGAGUCCUUUUGCAUAGAUGAAAAUAGCCCUGCAGUCGACAACGAGGAACAGGACUUUGUGUUGGGUAGUGUCACCAUUCUGGUGAAUUCCACAACACCCGUGACAGCAGAGAAGGCCAAAGAGGCUUUGGCAAAUUUGAUGGGUAUCAACCCAGCACAAAUUGAGGAGCUGAAUGCCUCGGAGGUUCAAACAGCCUCUGGUGCCACCACCUUUGCUGUCGAUUAUGUCAUCAAAGUGUGGAGUCUGGAAGAGGCUCAGCAAGCAGAUUCGACUGCGACAGAGGCUCAAAGCACGGGCACCAUCCUUGGCUUUUCAUUCGCUUUGAGGGCUGAGGGCUCGCAAGAGCAAGUCGCCUUUACCAAUCUAUUGGAGGCUCAGCAGGUGGACGUGGUGUCUCUGGCUUCAUCGGUCGUCGUGCCCACAAUCCUGACCGUCACCACCAUCACCGAAAAGGAUCCUCCAGGCGGAGGUUCAGAAAGUCAGAUUGGUACCAGUAGCCUAGGUGUGGCAAUCACAGUGCUGGUAUUGCUCUGCUGCGCGGGGAUAUUCGUCUUCCUCGUCGUUUGCUGUAGCAAGAUACAGAAAGUGAGAUUGAUACAGGCCAAGGCAGAGAAGGAGGUGAAGGACGAGGUUGCUCGAGUCCAGGAAAUGCAAGAUAAUUUCGACAUGGUCCGCACCAAGAUCAGUGUGAUGCUGCCCAAGCUCGAACCCGGGCAUGGGCCAGUUGUUGGUCGUAUUCAACACGUAAUGGAGGAGAACGACUUUGAGCCUGUGGAUGACAUGUUGCCUGAUGAACGAGAAGUGGUGCAAGUAGCACAUCGUGGAAGUUUUCGAGACUUUACACAGGACGCCUUCACUCUUGACAUUCGAGAUGAGGCGCUGUCCCCUGAAGACAGAAAUGCAGUAGCGCAGAUCACCGGCAGAAGAAAGAGCCAAACCGAGCAAAGUCUUCGUCGCCUAGGUUUAGAUGAAGCCCAGCUGAAAGAUGAGAUAAGGCCUAUGGAUCCGACGCGGUCAAUGAACUCCGUGGCUGUGCCGGACGACCUGGGUGGCCUCGAAGUGCCUUCCAUCAAGCCAUCUCCAACAGUGACCAACUACAUGAGUUUCAGCCAAUCUCGGGCCUUGGAGGCGGGCUUUGAUGCUGGCUAGUUUUCUCGGUGCAAUUGCACAAAAAAAAGAGCAGUGCCACGGGCUGAUCCAAAGUAGUGAUCGCCGAAGGACCGCCAAAGUUUCAAACCAGAU
Molecule: messenger RNA, 5722 nt
Organism: Cladocopium goreaui
Lineage: Eukaryota; Dinophyceae; Suessiales; Symbiodiniaceae
Source: the annotation of a GenBank genome assembly